CUUAGAUCUCAAAUCACCACUCGCUCGAUCAAGACACAACCCACAAGGACCAUGGACUACCAACCAUGGCACAACGCCGCCUUCUUUUCCGGGUUCGAAUUCGCAAUCCCCCUAGACCCCAAGGGCGGAACCCAAGAUUCCAAGAAACCAGGCAAACAAGACCUCAAAAAAGGGAAACAGAACACCCAGCCGGAGGCAGAAAGCAGCCAACCCCAACCUCCCACGGGCAAGGGAAACCAAGCCCCGAAACAGAAACGCAAAGCCAAACCCCCGAAACCCGCCCAAGAAACCUGGGAGAUCCAAACCGUCCUCUCCAUCCGCACGCAGCCGACCGCAAUCCCAGCAACCGACCCCCCAGUCUUCACGGCAAUCACCUCCCUCGUCGCCCGCGUGAAGCAACUCACCGGGCCCAUCCGCGGCCGCGAAGCCAUCCUGAAGAUGAGACUGCACCCCGUGCCCCUACCCCAAGCGUCUUCCACAGCUUCAGCUUCAGCUACCCAGACCCAGACCCAGACCCAACCCCAAACCUCCCCAAUCUCAGCGCACGAAAAAGAAAACCAAGUCCUAACCCACCUCCCCACGGCCAGAAUCUACGCGCCCUACCUCAUCACCACCCACCGCAGCGCCUUCACUGCCCUCGCCGCGAACCCACGCGACACACGGUUCAGCGCCGCAGCAAUGGCGACAGCCGUAUCCGCCGAGGACAGCUUUGCCACAAUCCUCCUCCUGGCCAUGCCGGUGGGAACAGACUGCCGGAAUCUCCCGAUGUGGGGGGGCGGUAGCGAGCGUGCGGCGCUGCGGACGGCGUUCCGCGAGACGUACCUGGCGCUGUGCGCGGCGGGGGUGUUGCAUACGCGUCCGGGGCCGGAGCAUGUCAUUUGGGAUCGGGAGCAUCGGAAGUGUUAUAUUGUGGGGUUGGGGAAUGCGGUGCUGGGCGAGAGGGAUCGUGUUGUGCCGGUGGGGUUGUGGAAUCGGGUGUUGGGGGUUUGGGGGUUGGAGGAGGGUCUUGAGCGUGAGACUGAGGAGGGGGAGGAGGAAGACGGGGAGGAGUGAGGAGUGAGGAGUGAGGAGUGAGGAGUGAGGAGUGGAAGGAUCUCCGGAUGUGGAUCGUAUUGAUUGACUUGUGUGUGCAGUUUGCAAGACGGACGAUGCUUCUUUGGACUCAAGUCGUUGGGCUUGGUCGAAUCGAUUUCCUAUCGGAAUUUGACAGGUUAAUGUGUACGUACUGUUUUGCUUUAUCCUGGUGUACAGUAUGCCAUACAUCUCAUUGCAAUCAAGAAC
Aspergillus japonicus CBS 114.51 is the source of this 1281-nucleotide messenger RNA. RefSeq lists its product as uncharacterized. The coding region runs from base 52 to 1053 and encodes 333 amino acids. NCBI's taxonomy places the organism in Eukaryota, Fungi, Ascomycota, Eurotiomycetes, Eurotiales, Aspergillaceae. The transcript has 2 exons. The record is from RefSeq and is a predicted model, not a curated record.